AUGGCACCCAUUGCCGAGCAUCACCACCGCAGCACAAACAAAGUAUCUCACAAGCCAUUCAAGUCACGCCACGCAUCGAAGAGCACGCUGAAGGAGAUAUCAAAGGGCAAGAUCGAAACCCGCGAAAGAGGCUCCCGUAAGACGCCCCACCAACAAGUCAUGUCCAAGUUCGACCGGCGGAACCAGGCGAAGCAGAAGCGGCUGCUGAAUCACGAGCAGCAUGAGAAAGCGACAGGCCUAUUUGGGGGCAAAGAUGGUGCGCCGAGGAUCGUGGCUGUGGUGCCCUUAUGUGAGGACGUCUCGGCUUCGGCGGCUAUAGAGAGUCUGAACACGAGUGUGGAUGUGGAAGACGAGGUUCCAGAACAGGGAUGGCUUCGCGUGGGUCUCGGGAGGUUCAAGCAGAACAUUGGAUAUGUGCCGGUCAGGAGGGAUCUUAUGGCUGCGCUGGACGCGUGUAGGGCAGCUGAUUACGUCCUCUUUGUUCUCUCAGCCGAACAGGAAGUGGAUGAGCUCGGCGAGCUGAUCCUUAGGAGUGUGGAGAGUCAAGGUAUCUCGACUGUCUUCACAGUAGUGCAAGGGCUGGACAAGAUAGAGCCACCGAAACGCAGGCCGCAGGUGGCGACUUCGCUCAAGAGCUUCAUCACACACUUCUUCCCGACUCAAGAAAAGGUGUUCAGCCUAGAUUCGAGACAAGAAUGCGCGAAUCUUAUUAGAUCACUAUGUACGACGACGCCGAAAGGGAUAAGGUGGCGAGAAGAUAGAAGCUGGAUGAUGGUAGAAGAAGUUCGGUGGCCAUCCGGAAAGAACGCAAUGGCAGAGGAGGAUGCGGUUGGGGAGGCGGUGCUCACGGGAGUGGUCAGAGGGAAGGGACUCAAUGCGAACAGGCUGGUACAAUUUGGGGACUAUGGAGCUUUCCAGAUUUACAAGAUUACGGCGGCACCGCUGGAGUCACAUAAGAAGAGAAGAGGGGAUACCAUGGCGGUAGACGCCGAGGGCCAGGGCCAGAUCCUUGAGCAGCCGACGGAAGAUCAAGACGACUUGAACGAGCUUGCUCCUGAAGAGGUGGCUAUGGAAGACGUGGACGAGUACCCAGUUUCAGUUGCCCCCUCGGAGCGAAAAGGCGUUCUCCUAGACGAUCAUCAUUACUUCUCUGAGGAAGAAGAUCACGAGCCGAAAAGGACGAAGCGACUGCCCAAGGGAACGUCAAAAUAUCAGUCAGCUUGGUACCUGGAGGAUGUAUCGGACUCCGACUCCGACGUUGAGGGUGUAGAAGAGGACGCUGACGUCGAUAUGGGUGGGCCAAUCCAGCCAGCAGACGGUACCGGAGCUCUGGACGAAGACGAUUUGAUGCGAGAACCAACGGAAGCCGGCCCAUCGGAGUAUCCUCAAUCAGAGAUGUUUCCGGAUGCAUCUCCUGAUGAGGAAGCGGAACAGCUCGCCGCGUUUCGGUCUCAACGUAGGAACGAUGCCAAAGAAGACCUGGAGUUUCCGGAUGAGGUCGAGCUUCAUCCAAACGUUCUGGCGAGAGAACGAUAUGCUCGCUACAGGGGACUCAAGAGCUUACGCACAAGUGCCUGGGAAAUCGAGGAAGAUGCACCCUACGAGCCAGCAGAAUUUCGGCGCCUACUAUCCGUAGCGAACUACGGGCGAGCGAAGCGGAAGGCCGUUGACGAAGCCCUGGUCGGCGGUGUCCCAGCCGGUACGCGCGUGAACGUUCACCUUCGUGGCGUACCGCUUUCCAUGCAGCAAACCUACGACCCAGCGCAACCCCUUGCGCUCUUCUCUUUACUCCGUCACGAGCACAAGCGCACAGCCGUCAACUUCUCAAUAACUCUCAACUCAGAUGUUGAAAAGCCCAUCAAGUCUAAGGAGGAGCUGAUCAUGGUCUGCGGCCCACGUCGGUUUGUUAUCAACCCAGUCUUCUCGCAAGCAGGCAACACACCCAACGACGUUCACAAGUUCGACCGAUAUCUCCACCCCGGCCGAAGCGCCGUAGCGUCCUUCACGGCGCCGCUGACCUGGGGUUCUGUGCCCGCGCUGUUUUUCAAGCGGUCCACGCCUUCCACGGAAGACUCCGAGGCCGUGGCUCCAGAAGACAGCAUGAACGUAGAAGACACAGCACCAGCAGCCUCCAAACCCUCACUCGCGCUCAUCGCCACCGGCACGUCCCUCCCACCAUCCCAAUCCCGCGUCAUAGCCAAGCGCAUAAUCCUGACAGGCCAUCCGUACAAGAUCCAUAAGAAGCUCGUCACCGUGCGGUACAUGUUCUUCAACGCGGAGGACGUGCAGUGGUUUAAAGCGUUGCAGCUGUGGACCAAGCGUGGGAGAAGCGGAUUCAUUAAGGAAAGCUUGGGCACGCAUGGGUAUUUCAAGGCUACGUUUGAUGGGAGGAUCAACCCGAUGGACUCGAUUGGUAUGUCGUUGUACAAGAGGGUCUUCCCGAGGAGUGCGAGGGCUUUGAGGCCGGGAGAGGUGUAA
Messenger RNA from Coniosporium apollinis CBS 100218, 2478 nucleotides. RefSeq lists its product as uncharacterized. Lineage: Eukaryota; Fungi; Ascomycota; Dothideomycetes. The coding region runs from base 1 to 2478 and encodes 825 amino acids. The record is from RefSeq and is a predicted model, not a curated record. Gene Ontology annotation, molecular function: GTP binding; GTPase activity; U3 snoRNA binding. The transcript has 5 exons. Gene Ontology annotation, biological process: ribosome biogenesis; endonucleolytic cleavage of tricistronic rRNA transcript (SSU-rRNA, 5.8S rRNA, LSU-rRNA); maturation of SSU-rRNA from tricistronic rRNA transcript (SSU-rRNA, 5.8S rRNA, LSU-rRNA). Gene Ontology annotation, cellular component: nucleus; preribosome, small subunit precursor.